Cladocopium goreaui is the source of this 1056-nucleotide messenger RNA. NCBI's taxonomy places the organism in Eukaryota, Dinophyceae, Suessiales, Symbiodiniaceae. The record is from the annotation of a GenBank genome assembly.
AUGGUUUUGUUCCUGUCAACACGCUCAUCAUGGCCGGAUUUCCAUUGGCAAUCCAUGAUCCUGCUAGACGUCUUGUGGCUGUUAGGUUUCACGGUCUUCUGGUUUCAACCCGCACGGCGAGCGAUGGCCAACGAGGUCCUGUUGCGAAGCCACUACUGGCUGCGUCUCUGGAAGCAGGCGCUGUUGCCCACGGCGCUACUGAGCGUCUUCCUGGGGGCCUUACAAGCGACACUCGUGUCACAAGCCACACCUACAGCGUGUCGCACCGUCUUUGCGUUGCUUGCUGCCCGGGUGAUCAGUGCCGCAAACUGCCAGGGGGAGAAGCUGCGGGAGAGUCAACGGCUACAGGAGCUGCAGGGUCUCUCACCCAGCUGGAAUCCCAUCAUCGUGCGACAGCUCUUGGGCGCACCAGGCCUGCUGGGCCUUCUCACACUCUUCGCGAGCUUAGUCGCAGACCUUCUCACCUCUUCUCAAGCCUGGCCCUUACUGAGCAGACCUGUGGAUGCCCGACCGGGAGGCUAUUUGGUGGUGCUGGGUGCCCUACCAUCCUUGCUUUCCAUGGCAGCUGCUGUGUGGCUGGUGAGUCAUGCGGUGAAUUCUUCAAUCUUUGAGUCUGAGGAAAUUUGCUUCACGAAGGAACUGGGCUGUCUAUCAGGGUACCUGAGCAUCGUGUUGGGUUUGCUCACCUUGCUGCUGCAUGUGUUCGAUCUUCCGAAACUGCAAGUGAUGAGUCUGGUCUUCUGUUUUGGAACCAUGGUGAUCGCGGUUCUGGCCUCGGCCUUCGGAAAUCGCGUUUUUUUGGGUGGCUUCUCGUCCAGGUGUCUGGGCGUUUCCACUCUGUGCAGUGCCUUCAUUCUGAGCAGUUUCAUCGUCAUGCUGCUUCUGGAUCAGCAACUGAUCCCCAAUCACUACGAGCUGCCUCGGCAGGGGCUUGCUAUCAUGGAAUAUCUCUCUGUGGCUGCCUACUUGCUUUGGCCUUUAGCUUGGACGCGAGAGGUUCACUCGAGCUGGCAACUGCACAAGGCUUGGCCCAGCAAACCCAUCCAAAUGGCCUGA